AUGGACGUGGACAUGGACGUGGACGUGGACGUGGACGUGGACAUGGACGUGGACGUGUACGUGGACGUCGACGUGGAAGUGGACGUGGACGUGGAGAACUUGGACGUGGACAUGGACGUGGACAUGGACGUGGACGUGGAUGUGGACGAAGACAUGGGCGUGGAUGUGGACGUGGACGUGGGCGUGGACGUCGACAUGGACUUAGACGUGGACGUGGACGUGGACGUGGACGUGGACGUGGUCGUGGACGUGGAUGUGGUCGUGGACAUGGACGUGGACGUGGACCUGGACAAGGACGACGACGUGGACGUGGACGUAGACAUUGACGUGGACGAGGACGUGGACGAGGACGUGGACGUGGACGUGGACGUAGACAGGGACAUGGACUUGGACAUGAACGUGGACGUGGACAUGGACGUGUUCCCAUACUGA
Closterium sp. NIES-65 is the source of this 432-nucleotide messenger RNA. NCBI's taxonomy places the organism in Eukaryota, Viridiplantae, Streptophyta, Zygnematophyceae, Desmidiales, Closteriaceae. The record is from the annotation of a GenBank genome assembly.